Messenger RNA from Danaus plexippus (monarch butterfly), 2690 nucleotides. Its product is annotated as organic cation transporter protein-like. The record is from RefSeq and is a predicted model, not a curated record. The coding region runs from base 346 to 1953 and encodes 535 amino acids. Gene Ontology annotation, biological process: transmembrane transport. Gene Ontology annotation, cellular component: membrane. The transcript is spliced from 11 exons. Gene Ontology annotation, molecular function: transmembrane transporter activity. NCBI's taxonomy places the organism in Eukaryota, Metazoa, Arthropoda, Insecta, Lepidoptera, Nymphalidae.
CACUGCAGUCCUCGGGAAGAGCGCUCGAAGUUUGAACGCAUACGCACGAGACAGUUCAAGAAUACAAACGUGAAACAAAGCAUACAAACGUGAAACAACGAAUACAAAAAUAAAUAGGAUAUUUAGUUUCUAUUUUUGGAAUUAAAUAAUAUAGGAACAAAUGUGGAGUGAUUGAGAUUAUUUCAUUAUAUUUAUUUUAAUGUUGUAAUAAAAAAAAAAAUUUUUUUUAAAUAUAUUUGAAAGUGAAACGUUACAUUUUCGAGUGGAAAUGAUUGUAGACGUAUGUCUGUGACGUCAUGCUGUGAGCAAUGAUCUUUGCUUAAUAUAAGAUACACAAAUAUCAAGAUGUCGGCGCCUGUUGAAGAGGUUCAGUUUAAUCUGGACGGCAUCCUCAGUGAGCUGGGAAGCUUUGGCAAGUACCAGCUGUUUCUGCUCGUACUGCUGGCUUUCAGGGACUCGUUCCUUCACAUGUGCAACUUCAAUUACGUCUUUACUGCCGCGGACGUUAAUUUCAGAUGUCACGUGCCAGAGUGCGAGCUAUCUCCACCUAUAUUCAACACUUCAUGGAGCGACUACGCCACUCAAAAAUCCGUAUGCCUCCGCUCAGUUACUGAGCAUUCGAACAUAACUGAGUGUACGCCGGAUAUAUUCUUGGAGAACAAAACUAUGCCUUGUGAUGACGUUAUAUAUGAGAAUAACAACAGUAUUGUUGCGGAGUUCAACUUGGGAUGUCAGCCUUGGAAAAGGACUUUAAUAGGGACCGUACAUAAUCUGGGACUUGUAUUUUCCUACAUUAUUUCGGGGAUAAUUUCGGACAGGUAUGGUCGUAAGGUGAUCAUAGUUGGUACACCGCUGAUGGUGGGUAUCGCUGGCUUACUCAAAUCAUUCACCUUCGACUACUGGUCGCUACUCGUGCUCGAGUUUCUUGAAACGGCGCUGGGUUACGGAAACGCUUCUAUGGUGUUAUCCCUGGAAACAGUCAGUCAGAAAAGUCGGGUAGCGUUCUCAUGCAUUUCGGACAUUCUAUCAAGUCUUGGCGCAGCGCUUUUCGGUCUCAUAGCUUGGAAAAUUCCUUACUGGAGAUACAUGAUGAGAGCUAUUUAUGCUCCAUUACUGAUUGUGGUAUUUUAUAUUUUCCUCGUCGAUGAGGGAGUGCGGUGGCUCUUAGCGCACAACAGAAAAGAAGAGGCUGUCCGCGUCUUAAACAAGGUGGCUAAAAUAAAUAACAUCACUCUCUCAAGCAAAGCCAAGGAAAUGCUAUCGACCAUAUCCAACGAGCAGAACAGGAUGGUUGAGAUGAACCAGCAGUCUAAGGACGAGCCGGUCGAGAUCCUCGCAGUCCUCCGAUCAAAGACCAUCCUCGUACGUUUGUCAGUGAUAGCUGCUUGCUUCAUAUGUAGCAUGUUCGUGUUCAGCGGGGCCAUAAUAUAUUCCACUAAUAUAUCUGGAAACAAAUAUAUGAACUAUUCAAUGAUGAUACUCUUAGGAGUUCCAACCAGAAUCAUCACAGCCUUCACGUUGACCAGGUUCGGAAGGAAGGCUCCUAUAUGCAUCGCGUACUGUCUCUGCUCGUGUUUCUUCAUGGCGUCCGCUUUCGUGCCCAAAUCAGUAGCAUGGGCUUCCACUAUCCUGUACAUGAUCGGCAAGAUGUGCAGCAGUUACGGAAUCUUCUCCGUGUAUGUGGUCGGCAUGGAGGUCUUUCCGACUACGUCCAGGAACUCUCUAGUCAAUAUCGCCAACACCGUCGGCAGGAUCGGCUCUGUUAUUGCUCCACAGACGCCCUUACUGGAAAAGUACAUGCCCGGUCUGCCUGUGGUUGUGUUUUCAUUGGCUGCGCUGGGACCCGCGCUGCUCGCGCUCCUACUGCCGGACACGAGCGCCGCUCUGCCUGACAGACUCAAGGACCUCCAGGUACAGGAGAAGGAUGGCGGAGUAACCAGCGCCAGUGCGUAGGCUGAUUGAUGACGUCACGGAAGGAUGGCGUCGCGGAUGGGACAGCAUUUGGAUAUUAAGACGUCAGCUCAAAUUCGUUUAGUGCAUUGUAUGUAUGAGAAAAGAUUAGGUUGUUAUUUAAUAGUGAGGGUGUGAGUGCACGUUUUGGUCGUCGUGUAAAACGCCAUGUUUACAAAUUUCCGUAUAUAAUGUGAUUGCCAUUAUCAAAAUCCGAAUGUGGACAUUCAAGAGACGUUAAGGACGAAAGGAAUGUUUGCAAAUAUAUCAUUUGUUAGAUUUACAAACAAGAACUAAAUGAGGGGUCCAUGCUUGGAGCAGUCCGUUGCGGUGCGCAAGCAUUACAUUAAUUAAACAAACUAUAAAUUUGAUUCUUCAUUGCUUGUGUGAUACAACCGCAGUCAGUGUUAUCGCUGGUGCCUUUAUAAGAAUAUGAAAGAUAAAAAUCUAUCGGACCAAGAUUGUUGUGUCGGGUGUAGUUUAUAUAGUAAGGAUACUUGUAAGAAUUUUUUUAUGUUUUUAAACUGUGUGUUUGGUUUGUGUGAGGACUCUAUGAUUAUGGAAGGUGAAUGUUGUUAUAACACCCUGUAUAUAUAUAGAAUGUGCUUUUUUCGUCCGUAAUGUUCCCGGAGCAGAGUUAUUUAUUGAUGAUUAUUUUUAUUUUUUUUUAGAUUUUGCUUUGAUUAAUCAAAAACAUUGUUUUUUUUUUUAUUAAAUAUGUCAAAUUAAUCUUCACUGUU